AUGCGGCUCUCCACCGCCAGAGCUCGUCUACGCGCUGGUGCUGAGGUCACCAAAGCGGAUAUCGACGAGGCAAUGCGUCUCAUGGAGGCCAGUCGUGCCUCGGUGCACAAUCCGCUCGGAGGUCCUCGUGACCGUAAUCGCACCGAUUUCUACAUCUUCGACGGCUGUUUUUCAGGCCCCAUCACACCCUUCGGUUUUCUUUGUUUUAGCCCCGCCUCAUACAAGGACAACAUCUACCAGGUUAUACGUGACCUUUUAACCACUGGCGGUGGAUCGACUCGUCUGGCAGAUAUCAUGGAACGCUGUGCUACCAAAGGCUUUACACCGGCCCAAGUCAAUGAGGUGGUUGAUGCCUAUGAAAACCUUAAUGUUUGGCAAGUGAAUAUGGGCAGGACUCGGCUCACGGCGGUCGCAUAA
Molecule: messenger RNA, 417 nt
Organism: Dibothriocephalus latus
Lineage: Eukaryota; Metazoa; Platyhelminthes; Cestoda; Diphyllobothriidea; Diphyllobothriidae
Source: the annotation of a GenBank genome assembly